UAAUAUAUGAGGCAAAUUGACAAGUACGAGUACUCUUUACCUCAUAUUAUUUUACGAAGUAUUUAUUUACGUAUUUUAAUCCAAUUCGUUUUGUUGAUUGAACUCAUACUUUUAAAAUUGGCUAAAUCAACUGUUAGGAAUUGCGUCAGACUCAGUAUUAUACUGUAUUCGCGUGUAAAUUAACUCAAAGUGCUAUUAAUACGCCGAAAUAAAAUAAUUCGACAGUGUUAUUUGUAAAGUAUUAUCUAACAUUAAAUUCGCUUAAAAUGUUAUCGGAUAACGUGACACUGAUUGUGAAGGCACCGAACCAACAAAUAGAAGACCAGAAUAUAGAAUGCCAAACAUCGUGGACAGUGAAGCAAUUAAAAGGGCAUUUAUCGGAAGUUUAUCCUAGUAAACCAAAAACAGACGAGCAGAAAAUAAUUUAUUCAGGUCAAUUAUUGGAUGAUAAUUCCAUACUGAAAGACGUACUUCGGUCUUACGACAGUGGAAUUGUGCACACUAUGCACUUAGUCUGUAAGCCAACACGCAACAUGACUAAAGAAAAGACCGAAAAGACCACGGAGACCGCAUCGACAGCGCCCUCUACAGAACCACGUCAGACCGAGACCACAUCGAGACCGGAGACCAGACAGAAUGAUCAGAAUCACAAUGUAGAAAUGCAGAAUUACAGGAAUUCCUUUGUUAACAAUUACGGCAGGGUGCCACCUUACCCUAAUUAUAAUUUUGGUGAAGGAUAUUUACAAGGACCAAAUGAUGCUGCGAUGUUUGCAAAUCACAUGAUGAUGGUGCAGCAGGCGUAUUUGCAGUAUAUGCAGCAGUACGCUAACAUGCACCGAGUGGCGACGUAUCUUGUAUUAUUUUUCAGGCACCAAAUAGGUUUCUUCCGCGUCCUCAAUGUUCAACAGAACAAUGAAAACGUGGGCAAUGCUCCCGCGCCAGCCACAGAGGAAACCGAACCCGACCGCCAACAGCAAUCGCUGCUCGCCUCCUCUUGGAUCAUUAUCACAUCCUUCUUUGCCUCCCUCAUGCCAGAGACAAUCUGAAUCGAUUUUAAUAAUCGAUCCCAUC
Molecule: messenger RNA, 1071 nt
Organism: Papilio polytes (common Mormon)
Lineage: Eukaryota; Metazoa; Arthropoda; Insecta; Lepidoptera; Papilionidae
Gene: Herp
Product: homocysteine-responsive endoplasmic reticulum-resident ubiquitin-like domain member 2 protein
Exons: 4
Coding region: 267-1046 (259 amino acids)
Biological process (GO): endoplasmic reticulum unfolded protein response
Molecular function (GO): protein binding
Source: RefSeq, a predicted model, not a curated record